This is a messenger RNA of Pecten maximus, 1208 nucleotides long. RefSeq names its product protein Ycf2-like. The record is from RefSeq and is a predicted model, not a curated record. NCBI's taxonomy places the organism in Eukaryota, Metazoa, Mollusca, Bivalvia, Pectinida, Pectinidae. Bases 260 to 1117 code for a protein of 285 amino acids. The transcript has 5 exons.
CUGAGAACUUCAUGAUCAUUCAUGUCAAUAUCAAGACUUUUAAGUACAACAUUCAUAAAUUGUAGACUUUGGAGCUGAUGCUAUUGUGGCAGUGACUUCCAACUACCGAAACACAUUCCAUCAUGUCAACCCAAGUUUUGAUACUGAUGUUGCCCUAGAAGAGUUCAAGUUGUUGAAAAGAGUUCUGUAUGCAAGGCACGGUGCAGAUUUGAAGGCUUUGAAAUGGAAUAAUGUGCAGGACCUACAGGAUUUUCCACACAUGGCCUUGGUAAUAGAGCUGCUGCAUUGUCUUCCACCAACGAGUGUCAGCUGUGAAACAACAUUUUCACAAAUGAAGCUGAUCAAGACAAGCAGACGGAUAAGCAUGUCCAAUGAAACAUUGAACAACCUUCUGCUGGUCAAACUCCAGAGUCCGUGCAUCCCAGAAUUUAAUCCUAAGGAUUCCAUUGAUGACUGGCUUCUCUCAUCUUUGAUGCCAAGGAGGCCACACUACCGAAGAUCUACUGGUAAAAGAGAGAAACAGACUGACCUGGAAAAUGUAACCAAUGCAGCUGGUACAGCCCACAACAACAUUGAUGAGAUUGGUAAUCCUACUCACCUACAGGAUGGGGCCCAGAUUGAGAGAGAAGAUGAUUUAGAGACUGAAGAGAUUGAGGGAAUAAAAGAGGGUGAAACUCAGAUUGAGGGAAAGAAUGAGGAUGAGAUUGAGGGAAAGAAUGAGGGUGAGACAAAGAUUGAGGGUGAUGUUGAGAGAAAGAUUGAGGGCGAGACAGAGAUUGAGGGUGAUGUUGAGAGAAAGAUUGAGGGCGAGACAGAGAUUGAGGGUGAUGUUGAGAGAAAGAUUGAGGGUGAUACAGAGAUUGAGGGUGAUACAGAGAUUGAGAGUGAUGUUGAGAGAAAGAUUGAGGGUGAUACUACAGAGAUUGAGGGUGAUGUUGAGAGACAGAUUGAUGGUGAAUGGUCUAGGGAAGAGGACAGCAUCAUAAGUGAGGAAGAACAACUCAUGAGACUUGAUUUAAUCUUUGGAAAAGAUGCAGAUGAUUUUGACUAUUCUGAAGACUAUCAAGGCGAAGAGGAGAACUUUGAAAAUAUCAUGAUGUUUUCAAGAAGUUGUUAAUAGUUUUGCAACGAUCAUGUGUGUCUUUUGGAUCCUUUGUCAUAAUUAAGAGAUUGUUUAAGAGAUCAAAUAAAAGUUAUGAUGAAAUGAC